AUGCCUACGACCAGACGAUCGACAGGCGGCGCCCGAGCCCGUCCGGGACCGAACAAGGGCCAAUCGACCAUUAGUUUCUCCAACCGAGUCACAAAAGCGGUGCCCAAAGAUGUCAAGAACUCCAUCGUUGUGCCGUCGCGGCAGAAGGUCGAUGCGCCGGCCGAGAAGGAGCUCGAGGUGGAAGAUGUGAUUGCUGAACCAGAAGCCGACGAGCAGCCCGAGGAAGACGAGGACGAAGAGGAGGCUGUCGAGGAAAUCGUUGUGCCAGAAAAGACGGAAGUCGAGCUCAAGGCUGGCAAGAUGAGCGAUGCGCAGAUUGGAAAAUUCUGGAAGUCGAUUGAGUCGGAGCGCAUUGCUCCGCGGGUACACCAAGAGGGCCUGUCGCUCAACGAAAAGGUGCUGCGAUACUUUGACGUCAGCUCUCAAUAUGGGCCGUGCAUUGGAACUCCCCGCAUGAAGCGCUGGCAGCGUGCGGAGCGCCUGGGUCUGAACCCACCGAUCGAAGUCCUCGCCGUCCUCCUUAGAGAGGAGAACAAGGGCAACAGCGACAUUGAGACGGCGCAAAUGGACAAGAUUUUGAACGCCGUAGUUGUUGCGUAA
Akanthomyces muscarius is the source of this 600-nucleotide messenger RNA. RefSeq lists its product as uncharacterized. The record is from RefSeq and is a predicted model, not a curated record. Lineage: Eukaryota; Fungi; Ascomycota; Sordariomycetes; Hypocreales; Cordycipitaceae. The transcript has 2 exons. Gene Ontology annotation, biological process: DNA synthesis involved in DNA repair; DNA-templated DNA replication. Gene Ontology annotation, molecular function: DNA-directed DNA polymerase activity. Gene Ontology annotation, cellular component: delta DNA polymerase complex. Bases 1 to 600 code for a protein of 199 amino acids.